Neurospora crassa OR74A is the source of this 979-nucleotide messenger RNA. RefSeq lists its product as hypothetical. Lineage: Eukaryota; Fungi; Ascomycota; Sordariomycetes; Sordariales; Sordariaceae. Bases 347 to 856 code for a protein of 169 amino acids. The record is from RefSeq and is a predicted model, not a curated record. The transcript is spliced from 2 exons.
CGCUAUAUUGUGCAACUGCUCUCCCAGAUUCCAAACAUGGAUCGAGCCUUUAUGGAAUUAAACAGACAUGACGGAAUGCUGGCUCGAUAUACAUCCAUCCAGCCAGUGCUGUCUACGACGAUAAGCUGACACUGCUUGCUUGACACCGGGAAGCAACAGCAUACCUAGAUUCUUGAGCUCGGCGUCCCAAGAAUAGGAAUCACUACCUGCACGUACUUCAAACUGCUGCAGCAGCAUUGGUACGGGAUGGCGUACCAUCGACAAUACUAUUUCCACGAUUCACGACAGACCAUUUCCGUCUUACCACAUCAAAGAGGCCAUCACUCGCUACUUGCUACCAACUCAUAUGCCUUGUACCUACAUUACCUACCUGGGAGCAUCCCUAGGUAACAUGGUAACGCGGGGAAAGAUCGAAGCAUCGGAUCGAUCAGAUCUCUCUUUCUUGUUUCUCGAUCCACGAAAGACCCUUUUCCCAAGUAAACACUCACUCGAUCGGACGCAUAACUCGCACGACAAUGCAGUGUUCAGUUAUCCAUUCGUCUCCCCUCGCUGUGAGCCCGUAACACCCGCCCCGUGGCCUACGUUGAGAAAGAAGAAGAACAAUGGUGAUGAUCAAUGGCAAAGUCUUCUUUCUACUUGUUCUCCUCUCUCUUUCAAACGUCAAGUAUCAUGUCGCUAUUAUUCUAAUGUGUCACGGGCUUCUAGACCCUCGAGUACGAAAUGGUUAGAAGUCCUCUGCGCCCGAUGGUGUGGCACUGGGAUUCCCGCCCGUUUUUGUGAUACCCUUCAGAUGAUUUGUUGGCUAGGCAGACUUAUGUCGUUACCCAUUCUCAACCCCAGGGCACUGUUGAGGUAGCAUACGUAUUUGACAUCGAGGAGUAGUUAUUCUUUCUUGUUUGGUGCCGUGUGUCGGAAUAGUCUGUGGCGAGUUUAGUAGGUAUCAUCGAGCUUGAAAGGGAUAAGGCGAAAAGCUAGUAAC